AUGGCUUCGUCGUCGUCGAAUGUGGUGGGUGUCCACUACCGAGUUGGCAAGAAGAUUGGUGAAGGUUCUUUCGGUGUCAUCUUUGAAGGGACCAACUUGUUGAAUAACCAGCAAGUUGCCAUCAAAUUUGAGCCGCGUAAGAGUGACGCACCGCAGCUUCGAGAUGAAUACCGUACAUACAAGAUACUUGUUGGCUGCCCCGGCAUUCCUAAUGUUUAUUACUUUGGUCAAGAGGGCCUCCAUAACAUCCUCGUUAUAGAUCUGCUCGGACCGUCCUUGGAGGAUCUAUUUGACCACUGUAACCGGAGGUUCUCAAUCAAGACUGUGGUAAUGGUGGCAAAACAAAUGCUGUCCCGUGUUCAGACGAUUCACGAGAAAAAUCUGAUCUAUCGUGACAUCAAGCCAGACAACUUUUUGAUUGGUCGUCCCACAACAAAGGCCGCCAAUGUCAUCCAUGUUGUUGAUUUCGGCAUGGCCAAGCAAUAUCGAGAUCCUAAAACCAAGCAACACAUUCCUUAUCGUGAGAGAAAAUCGUUAUCCGGUACUGCUCGAUACAUGAGUAUCAAUACUCACCUGGGACGUGAACAGUCUCGUCGAGAUGAUUUGGAGGCGUUGGGCCACGUCUUUAUGUACUUCCUGCGUGGUGGUCUUCCCUGGCAAGGGUUAAAGGCUGCAACAAACAAGCAGAAAUAUGAGAAGAUUGGAGAGAAGAAGCAGACCACCGCAAUCAAGGAUCUUUGCGAGGGCUUCCCUGACGAGUUCAACAAGUAUUUGACGUAUGUCCGAAAUCUUGGCUUUGAGGACACACCCGACUACGAUUACUUGCGAGAGCUUUUCACCCAAGCAUUGAAGAACACGGGCGAAGUAGAGGAUGGAGAAUAUGACUGGAUGAAGAUCAACAAGGAGUCGGCCAAGGGUUGGGAUGCCAUGCCCAAGCAUGGUGGUUACCACAACCCAAAUGCUCGACCCGGCCCUUCACAGAUGGAAUUACACAACCAGUCCCGGACCGGCGCGAACACACCUCACCUCACACGCGACCGUUUAAACGCCGCGCAGCCCCCACCUCCGUCACCAGCCAAGGGGACGGACCCGCGCCGGCCAAACGCCCCCGCCGCUGGCUUGAAAGCACAGCGCGGGAGCGCGGUGGGGGGUCUUCGGGACAUGGCCACACCGACUGGGUCAACCCAGGCCCAAUUCCAGAACAGCAGCCAGAAUCUGCCACCCAGGAUCGCUCAGCAGACGAACAUGAGUCCUGAACUGGGCAUGGCUAACGAGGGACUUAAUGAACCUCCGCCAACCGGGUUCCAGAAAUUUAUGAAGGUUCUUUGCUGCGGUAUGUUGCAGACCUCGAGGCUAUGGAAUAAAGCAUGA
Xylaria bambusicola is the source of this 1371-nucleotide messenger RNA. Its product is annotated as casein kinase I. Gene Ontology annotation, biological process: endocytosis; signal transduction; peptidyl-serine phosphorylation. The record is from RefSeq and is a predicted model, not a curated record. Bases 1 to 1371 code for a protein of 456 amino acids. Gene Ontology annotation, molecular function: protein serine/threonine kinase activity; ATP binding. The transcript is spliced from 4 exons. Gene Ontology annotation, cellular component: nucleus; cytoplasm. Lineage: Eukaryota; Fungi; Ascomycota; Sordariomycetes; Xylariales; Xylariaceae.